AUGCGUCCAAUUGCCCCGAUCAUUGCAGGAUUCCUGCUACCCUCGGCUUCAUCUCUGAGCAUUCCCUUGCAGCAAUUCCUCCCUUCAUGGACCGAACAAGACAAUGGCUUCUGCCCUCUGCCCUCGAAGAUAACCCCACCUAAUGACGGAUUAACUUCCUCUCUGCGAUAUGUUCAGGAUGAUAGUCUCCGAUCGCGUCAGGCCGAGCGUCUCUCCAGAGCUGUUCAGGUCCCUACCACUGUCACUGACCACGCAAAUGACCCCUAUGAUCCAGCAUUCGCCCCAUUUGUGAAGUUCCAAGAGCUCCUUGAAUCUCUUUUCCCCUUGACCCACCACAAGGCCCGCGUAGACCAUAUCAACAGAUUAGGUCUGGUCUUUACCGUCAAUGGCACCGACACGUCCCUCAAGCCAUUGCUAUUCAUGGCCCACCAAGAUGUCGUCCCUAUCAACGACCCUGCCGACUGGACAUACCCCCCAUUCGAGGGCCACUUCGACGGCGAAUGGCUCUGGGGCCGCGGUGCCAGUGACUGCAAGAACGUUCUGAUCGGCCUCCUCUCUGUCCUCGAGGACCUCCUAGCCCAAGACUGGAAGCCUACACGCAGCGUCGUCUUCGCCUUCGGUUUCGACGAGGAAUCCCACGGCUUUCUCGGUGCCGGCUCCAUCUCGAAACACCUCGAGGAGAAAUACGGCCCCGACAGCUUCGAAUUCAUCCUCGACGAAGGCGGAAUGGGCCUCGAGAUCAUCGGCGAUCCAGACGAUGACAACAGCGUCGUCUACGCCCUCCCAGGCGUCGGCGAGAAAGGUGCCCUCGACAUCGUCAUCGACCUCCACAUCGCCGGCGGCCAUAGCUCGGUACCCCCCGCACACACAGGCAUCGGGAUCGUGUCCGAGAUCAUCUACGAGCUCGAGCGACAAGAUCUCUUCAUCCCCGCCCUGAACGAAGAUCACCCUACGCGGAAGAAACUCGAAUGUCAAGUCCGCCACUCCCCGGAGCAAGUUGAACCCUGGCUCGCCUCCGCCCUCCAAUCCUCCGACGCCACGACCCUCGCCGAGAAAGUCGCCGCCGCCCGCGGCGACAAAGUCCGCUUCACGCUCCAAACCUCCCAAGCGGCCGACAUCAUCACCGGGGGCGUGAAAUCCAACGCCCUGCCCGAGACGAUCUCCGCGCUAGUCAACUACCGCGUCGCCCUGCACGAAACCCCCCAGACCGUCCUCGACCGCGCCAUCCGCAUCGUCGGCCCCAUCGUCGAGAAACACAACCUCACCUGGUCCGCUUUCCCCUCGACCCCUACAGACCAAGACCAGAAGCAACUCAACCACCUCACCCUCUCCACCCCCAGUAACCCGCUCUCCCCGGCCCCCGUCAGCCCGACAGACCCCACCCGCGACUCCGUCUGGGCUCGCUUCGCCGGCGUGACCCGCUCCGUCUUCGAGUCCAUCCCCAGCCUCGGGGGCAAGAAGGUCGUCGUGAGCGGAGACAUCAUGACGGGAAACACGGAUACGCGGUUCUACUGGCCCCUGUCGCGGAAUAUCUAUCGGUGGAGCCCGUCGAGGGCGGACAGGUCGUUGGAUAUUCAUACGGUGGAUGAGCGGAUCGCGAUCGAUGUGCAUUUGGAGGGGAUGGUGCUUUAUUAUGAUCUUAUUCGCUCUUUCGAUACGAAAUCCAACUAA
Molecule: messenger RNA, 1671 nt
Organism: Aspergillus melleus
Lineage: Eukaryota; Fungi; Ascomycota; Eurotiomycetes; Eurotiales; Aspergillaceae
Gene: cps1
Product: Gly-Xaa carboxypeptidase
Exons: 3
Coding region: 1-1671 (556 amino acids)
Cellular component (GO): fungal-type vacuole lumen
Molecular function (GO): metallocarboxypeptidase activity
Source: RefSeq, a predicted model, not a curated record